AUGGGUAUGGAACUAAGAAUAAUUGUCACCGAUCAAGAUCCAGCUAUGAAAGUGGUGAUUCCAACAGUUUUCAAGCAAGCCAGGCAUCGUUAUUGCAUGUGGCACAUCAUGUGUAAAGUUGGGGAAAAGGUGGGUCCUACGCUGAACAAGGAUGAGGAAUUCAGGAACAAACUGAACUCAAUCGUUUGGACGUCAUCUUUGGAACCUCCUGAUUUUGAGAAGCAGUGGAGAGAGCUCAUGGAAAAGUACAACUUAGUCGAACACAACUGGUUUAAAACUAUGUUUGAGGCUAGAAAGCAUUGGAUCCCAGCGUAUUUUAGAGAUGGAUUUAUGGGAGGACUACUCAGGAAAACUUCUCGUUUCGAAAGUGAGAACUACACGUACAGCCGUUUUACUGGUCCCCAAUCAAGCCUAGUUGAAUUCAUGAUGAACUUUGACAGUGCUCUUAAAUCACAACGUAACACAAACACAAAGCUCAACAGUGACAACGAAGGCUACAAUCCAGAUAUGAAGACGCCUCUGGGGAUUGAAAAGCACGCUUCAAUCGUCUACACCAUUACUGUUUUCUAUCAAGUUCAGGAAGAAAUAUGUGCCUCCUGUUUCAAAUUUGGACUGUUGUGUAGACACAUAUUUGUGGUCUUUAGAGACCUUGAAAGGAUCCCUCUGAAGUACGUGGUUAAUCGGUGGACUAAGGAUGCACCUUUAAAAGCUACAUUUGAAAUAGAUGGUGUGAUUUACAAUCAGAAUGGACCAAAGGAUGAAAAGAAGAUGUUGCUGAACAAAGUGUGGUCUGAUAUACACUGUUGUAUGGAUCUGGCAGGUUCAAACAUGGAGCAAUUGACUGCAUUUUCCCAAGUGAUUAAUGAACAGAAACAGCUGCUACUGUCAGGAAAGGAAAAAUUGUCCCCUCAGCACAGUAGGAGGACUGUUAUAGAAUCAUAUUGUGGAUCAACAGAAAUUUCAGAGAUCAACAUACUUCCACCGAAACAUGCAAAGAACAAGGGCAGCGGCAAGUGUAUCAAAAGCAGCAAUGAGUUGGCAAUGGAAAAAGAAGAGAGCAGGAGGUGCAAUUUUUGUGGUGUUAGAGGAGAUCACCAUGACACCAGGACUUGCCCACUUAACCCCAAAAAUAAGGACAAGCAAAAGGGUAAGAAAAAGGCAUAG
Ipomoea nil (Japanese morning glory) is the source of this 1164-nucleotide messenger RNA. RefSeq names its product protein FAR1-RELATED SEQUENCE 5-like. The coding region runs from base 1 to 1164 and encodes 387 amino acids. The transcript has 2 exons. NCBI's taxonomy places the organism in Eukaryota, Viridiplantae, Streptophyta, Magnoliopsida, Solanales, Convolvulaceae. Gene Ontology annotation, biological process: regulation of DNA-templated transcription. The record is from RefSeq and is a predicted model, not a curated record.